Arxiozyma heterogenica is the source of this 1311-nucleotide messenger RNA. RefSeq names its product Gat1p (gene GAT1). Gene Ontology annotation, molecular function: RNA polymerase II cis-regulatory region sequence-specific DNA binding; DNA-binding transcription factor activity, RNA polymerase II-specific; zinc ion binding. The coding region runs from base 1 to 1311 and encodes 436 amino acids. NCBI's taxonomy places the organism in Eukaryota, Fungi, Ascomycota, Saccharomycetes, Saccharomycetales, Saccharomycetaceae. The record is from RefSeq and is a predicted model, not a curated record. Gene Ontology annotation, biological process: negative regulation of transcription by RNA polymerase II; positive regulation of transcription by RNA polymerase II. The transcript has a single exon.
AUGAGGCAUUCUGAUCAAACUCUGUUAUUCGAUUCUUUCAUGAAUAGUCAUCAAGAUCAAUCUUUAAAUGUAAAUAAUUUAAAUGUCUUUAAAAAUAACAAUAAUAAUUAUAAUAAUAAUCAUAAUAAUAAUCACAAUGAGCAUAUUAUUAAUAAUAUUAAUGUUGUUAUUAAUAGUAAUGAUAAAAACCAUAAUAAAUUGAUUGAUAGAGAUAUUGCACCUACAACAAAUUUAAACGUGGAUAAUUGGUUGAAGGAAGAUAUGGACAUUUUUCAAUUAUAUAGUAAAGCUAAACAAAAUUUGAAUCAUAGUAAUAGAAUAUUAAAUCUAACUUGGAGAAGAUAUAAAGUUAGAUUAAAACAAAAUUGUGUAAAUGGCGGCAAUAAAAUAUCUCUAAUUGAUCGAUAUAGGGUAGAAAAUUCGUUCCUUUUUCAAGAGUCUUCUGUUUUAAAUCAGUUUGAUGCCAAUUCGGAAUACCCUCUUUUAAACCGACAAAAGUUCAGUAAUAUUAAUUACAAUAAUGGUUAUUCAAGUAAUCAUGAAAAUAAUAAUAACAUUUUCAUCAAUAAUGCUCAUUCAAUAGUUGAUACAAACUCAAAUUUUUUUAUAGAUGAUGAUAAUUUCAUCACUAGAGAUAACGAGUUUGAUAUGUUUACAGAAGAUCUUCCUUCUUCAGUACAUGAGACUUUAGUGACUCCCUUACCUAUGGAUAUACCACAAUCUUUACCCAAUCAUAUGCUUCAUUAUUCUAAUAGUUUCGAUCAAGAUCAUAUAUCUUCACCUUUCAUUUUCCAGUAUAUGACACCAUCAAGCUUAACUCCAACUCCAACAACCAGUUUUAUUCCUACUCCAUCUGUACCCUUGACCUCAACUACCAAAGCAGUAGUGUUUAACGAUCCCGCAAUUUUAAAUAAUGAGGAAACGAUAUCGAUUUCUUUACCUGAGACGAACGAUCUAUUAAAACAAAAGAAAUUUGGAGCAGCUGUUAUAUCGACAACGAAAAGACGGACAGCAACACGUAAUAAUAACAGCAAUUCUUCUUCUGCACUGACUAAAUGUUCUAAUUGUGAAACAUACAAUACACCGCUCUGGAGAAAGGGUCCUGAAGGUAAUUCUUUAUGCAACGCAUGUGGGUUAUUUUUGAAGUUGCAUGGGGUGAUGAGGCCAUUAUCCUUGAAGACCGAUACAAUUAAGAAGAGACAACGUAAUACGAAUUCUAAUAAUACAAAUAAUACAAAAAAAAACUACAACGUCAAAAAAGUUGUAGGUAAAGAUAAAAUCAAUCUAAAUUGGUUGAAUAUUAAUCUAUGA